Messenger RNA from Mytilus trossulus (common blue mussel), 1610 nucleotides. Its product is annotated as neuropeptide SIFamide receptor-like. The record is from RefSeq and is a predicted model, not a curated record. The transcript is spliced from 3 exons. Gene Ontology annotation, biological process: cellular response to hormone stimulus; G protein-coupled receptor signaling pathway. Lineage: Eukaryota; Metazoa; Mollusca; Bivalvia; Mytilida; Mytilidae. Gene Ontology annotation, cellular component: plasma membrane. Gene Ontology annotation, molecular function: peptide binding; neuropeptide receptor activity. The coding region runs from base 163 to 1338 and encodes 391 amino acids.
UAACUGUAGGAAACUUAUUUUAUUUCUACCUUUAAUUGCUUUUCUUUAUUGAUAGGAGACAGUUCUAAGAAGAAAACGGAAUUUUAUUCUUCGCUGAACCCCGCUAUAAAGUAGAAAAUAAAGUUAAAUAACAUUUCUAACAAUUGUGUAGAAUAUUGGAAAAUGACGACGGAAAGCAGUUUGAGUUUAGAUUUAACAACACGAAAUACCACAAAUAACGAGACAUAUUUUGAUGUCCUCUCUCAUCCCGUUUAUAGGACCGUUAUAUACUCAUUGACAUUUGCCUACUCUUUGGUAUUUCUCUGUGCACUAUUUGGAAACUUAAUGGUAGUUUUGGUAGUUUAUAGAAAUGCUUCAAUGCACAAUGCUACAAACUACUUCAUAGUUAACCUGGCUAUAGCGGACAUUCUGGUGGCAUUGUUUUGUGUUCCUUUAACUCUUCUGGACAACUUAUAUCCAGGUUGGCCUUUCGGACCUGUGCUGUGUAAAGUGACACCGUAUUUACAAGGUGUUUCAGUGUGUGCCUCUGUGAAUACUUUGGCAGCAAUAGCUGUUGACAGAUACCUUGCAAUUUGUCGUUCAUUUGAGUUCAAACUGACAGCCCGGAAGAUAAAACACAUAAUAAUUAUCAUCUGGAUACUUUCAAUGAGUAUAAUGACACCGUGGGCAGUGUUCUACACAACAUUGGACUACAAGGAUUCAAGUGGACAAAUUAUUCCAAUGUGUUAUCCGAUGUGGCCUAGUCCGAAAGCUAUGAAAGCUUAUUUUAUAGGAGCGACGCUUUUGUCUUGCUACAUUAUACCUCUUAUUUUGAUAAUCGUUUGUUAUCUGUUUAUUGGUGUAAAAGUUUGGCGUCGUGACCAACCUGGGGCAAAAAAUGCAAGCGCUUGUGUAAUUUAUAAAUCAAAAGUGAAAGUCGUUAAAAUGCUCGCGGUUGUUGUUAUUAUGUUUGCAUUUUCGUGGAUGCCUUUGUAUGUAGUAAAUUUUGUGAAAAUAAUUUCACCUCAGGACAGCUCAAAAGCAUCAAGUUACCCGGACUAUCUAGAAAAUAUUAUUAUUCCAAUAGCUCAAUGGCUCGGAUCAUCCAACAGUGGAAUGAACCCUAUUAUAUACUGUUUCUUCAGCAAAAAAUUUCGAUAUGGUUUCCGCGAUCUUCUAACAUGUUUUAAGCAUAGACAUGUACUCCACGACAGUUCAACACGAACAUAUAUGUGCGUGAAAUCUCACAUUGAUGAUAUAUCAUCAUCUCCUAUUUCAAAACGAAGUGCCUCUCCUAGACCUGGCAGUACUAGUCCUAGACCACUUGGUCAUAGAAUUGUGUACAACUCAAGAGUCUAAGAUAACACCUGCCAGCAGUUGUAUUAUAUCAAGGUCUAAACUGAUAUAUUUAUUAGAUACCGUGUAGUGAUAGAUUAAUUUUUAAGCCUAUAUUUAUAAUAGUAUUGAAUAAUUGCAACGGACGACGAACUAAACGUCAAACAUAGACAAAAAUAUAAGUUUAUCGAAUGAUAGUAAUGUUAUGUUUUGUACAAACCUAUAGAGUUUGUGGUACCUUUUUGUAUUGUAAAAUCACAUAUGUAUUAAUGAUCGAGAAUAGAGUCUGAUUUUCG